This is a messenger RNA of Clarias gariepinus (North African catfish), 1457 nucleotides long. RefSeq names its product gem (nuclear organelle) associated protein 8 (gene gemin8). NCBI's taxonomy places the organism in Eukaryota, Metazoa, Chordata, Actinopteri, Siluriformes, Clariidae. The coding region runs from base 160 to 801 and encodes 213 amino acids. Gene Ontology annotation, biological process: spliceosomal snRNP assembly. The transcript has 3 exons. Gene Ontology annotation, cellular component: SMN complex. The record is from RefSeq and is a predicted model, not a curated record.
GCGUACCGGAAGCGCAAUAGUUUAUAUCGCAGAGAAGUCUGAGCGCGAUAAACGUUAACGUUAUUUCUCUUUGGCUGUUUUUCUUUUCAGUAAAUAAAUAAACACUCAUUGUCUAUCUUUAAAUUCUUUCAAUUUCUUCAGCAAACUCACAUCGGUAUUAUGGACAGCCAGGAGGACACAGACCUGUGGUACACCCACCCAGUCUAUGCCCGUUACUGGCAGCAUUACCAGCAGGCUAUGAGCUGGUACCAGAGGCACCGGCGGGCUUACAGCAAGGCCAUACAGGCUGCGUAUAACCCUGCUCUGUACCCUGUGUUUCCCACCUCUUCAUGUCGCUACACAGACUGGCAGGAUGAAGAGACAGUAGACAGAGUCCCCACUCAAACAAGGAGAUGGAAGAAGAAAGAAGAAGGCAACCCGGAGAUUGAGGAAGGGUCUGAGAGCUCAGAGGAAAGUGAACUUGAAUAUGAUGUCAGCAAAAUGGACAUUACGGCCGAGCUGCGGCAAUACUUUGCUCAGACUGAGCGCCACAAAGAGGAGCUGAAGAGGCAACAGCAGAUGGAAGCAAAGCGACAGGAAGCCUACGUACCAGCCGAUCAGGACCUGCACCGUUCUUGGCGGUGGACUGCUGAAGCCCCUGCUGAGCGUCCAGGCGAGAGAAGGAGUGCCGAGAUGAAGCGACUCUACGGAAAAGAUGCGGCCAAGAUCCAAGGCAUGGAAACGGCCAUGCAGCUCACGUUUGACCGCAACUGUGACCGCAAGCAGCCCAAAUACUGGCCUGUAAUACCUCUAAACCUGUAGAGCUACUCCACUAACACUUUUACACAAUAGAGCAUGUAUCCUAUUUUUUAAGCAUUUCCUGUUAAGCACAUUUUUUUUUUUUUUUUGCCAUUUUGAGGUGAAUAUUGUGCAAAUGUAUUUGUAUUUAUAAUGAUAAGACUUUUGGUCCUGUAAAAAAAAAAAAAGAGUAUUUGUUGUUCUUGUUAGUCUAACCCUUUCAAAAUAAAAAAUAUUUUCUGUGGUUCAGUGGUGCAAUGCUAGACUCCAAGGCUCUCUCAUGACACUCUGGUAAAGCCUCCUUUUUCGCCUGUAAAAAGGUCUGUUCAGUUCCUUUUGUUAACCCCUGACAUAACUUUUUAUUUUAUUUUACUUUUUCCUUUGCUUCUCCAAAUCUAUGAAGGAAGCAGAUAUCAUAUGCAUCGAAAUCUCAGAGCUCAUUCUCACUAACUAGGACAGAGCUUCCAUUACAUUUCAUCAAUCCAUUUUUUUUUUCUUUUCUACUUUUCCUGUUCAUGGAUGCUCUUUGGUGGCCAAUCUGGCUGCUUGUUCUUGUAUGAUAAAGAAAGAGUUUUGUAAUAUAAUGCACUGGAUUAGGUGUAUGUUACUAAUGGAAUGUCUGAAUGUGUUAUGAGCUGUCAAUUGUUUGUCAGUUGGGUGAUUAAAUGUGCUAAUGUCAA